This is a messenger RNA of Papilio xuthus (Asian swallowtail), 1646 nucleotides long. It is a transcript of the gene sturkopf, whose product is annotated as lipid droplet associated hydrolase sturkopf. Gene Ontology annotation, biological process: lipid storage. Gene Ontology annotation, cellular component: lipid droplet. The record is from RefSeq and is a predicted model, not a curated record. The coding region runs from base 296 to 1192 and encodes 298 amino acids. NCBI's taxonomy places the organism in Eukaryota, Metazoa, Arthropoda, Insecta, Lepidoptera, Papilionidae. The transcript has 2 exons. Gene Ontology annotation, molecular function: lipase activity.
UUUGCGUCAAGCAAACAGAAACAAAUCCAAGUGAUAACAUAUCAUCUUAUCAAUACUAUUCCUAUCAACGUCAAAUCAAAUGUAUAAUCAUGGGUCAGCGAAGCAGUUAGUUUCUUUUAACUUUUCGCGGCUUUAACGUAUUUAUUAUUUUAUUGUUAAUUUCUUAUCCUAUAAGGAAAUAGGAAAUAUCCUAAUAGGAAAAUCUAGGUGUAUUUCCCUAAGUAUAUCGAGCAUGACACGUUGUUUUGUUUGUAAUUUACAGUUUUAAAAUCUAGAAUACUUAAGUGACUUUAAAAUGAGUUUUGUUAAUAAAACGCUCAACAAUAUACGAACUAAUCUGAUUACUCAAGGCGACCCCUUUAGUUGCGAUGGAAAAGAUGUAAUUAUUUGCAUAACAGGCAAUCCUGGUUUUAUUGAAUUUUAUACAGAAUUUAGUGAAGAACUUCACAGAAGUACGGAUUUACCAGUCUGUAUAAUCGGUCAUGCUGGCCAUGAGCUACUGCCUGAAGAACAAAGUGAACUCAAAGGUCGAGAAGAUAUUUUUAAUUUGAAUGGUCAAUUAAAACAUAAAUUAGACUUAAUUGAAAAUCAUAUAGAUAAAAACAGCAGAUUACAUUUUAUUGGGCACUCAAUUGGAUCUUGGUUUCUUAUAGAGCUAUUAGACAACAAUGAUGAUUUGUAUAAAAGAACUGCAUCAGUUAAUUUACUCUUCCCCACUAUACAGAAGAUGUCACAAUCUGAAAAAGGGAAGUUUUUAAAUGGAUUUGUAAGAAGGAUACAUUCAUUCCUGUUUAUGUUCUCAUUUUUAUUGUAUUUACCGCAAAUAUUUCUAUCGUUUUUAGUAUAUAUAUAUCUUAAGAUAAACGGUUUGUCCCCAAUUAAUAAAAACAGAAUUCUUAACAUAUUGAAUCCAAAAAUUUUAGAAAAAGUUUUAUUCCUAGCAUAUGAUGAGAUGGACACGGUAACUGAAUUAAAUAAAAAAGGCUUAGAAAAGAUUAAACAUUUAACUAAUAUAAUAUACACUAAAAGUGAUGGGUGGGCACCUUAUGAAUAUAUGAAAGAUUUGAUGGUAUACCAACCAGAUCUUCAAAUGAAAGAAGUCAAUGCUGAUCAUAGUUUUGUUUUAAAAUCAUCAGAGAGUAUUGCUUCAUUGGCCGCUGAUUUUAUUAAGACAAAAGUGUGUAAUAAUUAAUAUUUACAUUUUUUUGUUUGAGACAACCAUGGAACAUCUUUUAUAAUAAUUAAGUAUCAAUGUACUGAUGGUAUACAAAAUAAAAACUAAAUAAAAUGUAUAAUGGAUAUGCAUCUUUUUUUACUUGUUUAUGUCUUAUGAAGAAGUUUAAACCUAGAACCAGAAUAGUGGAUAACUAUAGCUGCUGCAAUAAUAUAUAAUGUUUAUUUAAUAUAAAUGCUUGUACAGCAAAUAUAAUAUAUAUUAUUGUAGUCACUUAGUUACGAGAGGGACAACACAUAAAAUAGUAAUGUUUUUAUUUUAUAGACAUUAGUUUUCUAAGUGUUUCUUCACGUGGACACGGUAAGCGUAGUAAAGUUGUCACAUUGGCGCUAAGCGUCAUAAUUUUACGUCGUGAGUAAUUAUUUUUUCAUUUUCAUAUUUUUAUGUAUAUAGAUUAUUUUAAGUGUGUAGC